AAACAUGACGGAUCAAAGGCAGGCCAUACUUCCUGUUGGCUCGAUGCUAUAUAUAACGUGACCAGUGCACGAGCUGCACAGACGCACCUCGCGCUCGUCUCGCCGCUGCUGCCGCCGCCCGAGCGCCUGAGGUUUCCCCCGGACCACAAUGAACAAGUUGCUGUGCUGCGCGCUCCUGUUCCUGGACAUCUCCGUUAAGUGGACCAUGCAGGAAACCUUUCCUCCAAAAUACCUUCAUUCUGACCCAGAAACCUCUCGUCCGCUUCUGUGUGACAAAUGUCCUCCUGGCACCUACCUAAAGCAGCACUGUACAUCAGAGCGUGAGACUCUGUGUCUCCCUUGCCCGGACCACUACUACACAGACAGCUGGCACACCAGUGAAGAAUGUCUGUACUGCAGCUCAGUGUGUAAGGAGCUGCAGCACGUCAAGCAGGAAUGCAAUCGCACCCACAACCGUGUGUGCGAAUGCGAGGAAGGACGCUACCUCGAAGUGGAGUUCUGCUUGAAACACCGGCGCUGUCCCCCGGGGUUUGGAGUGGUACAAGCUGGAACCCCAGAGCGAAAUACAGUUUGCAAAAGAUGUCCAGAUGGGUUCUUCUCGAAUGAGAUGUCUUCUAAAGCUCCCUGUAGAAAGCACACAAAUUGCACUGCACUUGGUCUUCUGCUAACUCAGAAAGGAAAUGGGACACAUGACAGCGUAUGUUCUGGGAGCAGCGAAUCAACUCAAAAAUGUGGAAUAGAUGUCACCCUGUGUGAGGAGGCGUUCUUCAGGUUUGCUGUUCCUACAAAGUUUACGCCAAACUGGCUCAGUGUUCUGGUAGACAGUUUGCCCGGAAGCAAAGUAAAUGCAGAGAGCGUAGAGAGAAUAAAACGGCGGCAUAGCUCACAAGAACAAACGUUCCAGCUGCUCAAGUUGUGGAAACAUCAAAACAAAGACCAAGAUAUGGUCAAGAAGAUCAUCCAAGAUAUCGAUCUCUGUGAAAAGAGUGUGCAGCGGCACAUUGGGCACGCAAAUCUCACCUUGGAUCAGCUUCGCAGUUUGAUGGAAAGUUUGCCUGGGAAGAAAGUAGGCUCAGAAGACAUUGAAAAAGCAAGGAAGGCUUGCCAGUCAAGUGAGCAGCUCCCCAAGCUGCUCAGCCUCUGGAGAACGAAAAACGGCGACCAAGACACCUUGAAGGGCCUCAUGCACGCACUGAAGCACCUGAAAACCUACCACUUCCCCAAAAGCGUCACUCAGAGUCUGAGGAAGACCAUCAGGUUCCUGCACAGCUUCACCAUGUACAGACUGUACCAAAAGCUGUUCCUAGAGAUGAUAGGGAACCAGGUCCAAUCUGUAAAAAUAAGCUGCUUAUAAUGGAAAAUAAUGGAAACUAGCCACUGGGCUCUUCCUUUCCAAAGGGGCCAGAUCUGACGGCUGAGUAGGCUGUUGCUCAGGCACUCGAGAGGAG
Messenger RNA from Ochotona curzoniae (black-lipped pika), 1448 nucleotides. RefSeq names its product TNF receptor superfamily member 11b (gene TNFRSF11B). Lineage: Eukaryota; Metazoa; Chordata; Mammalia; Lagomorpha; Ochotonidae. The transcript is spliced from 5 exons. Gene Ontology annotation, molecular function: protein binding. Gene Ontology annotation, biological process: signal transduction. Bases 149 to 1354 code for a protein of 401 amino acids. The record is from RefSeq and is a predicted model, not a curated record.